GGUAUGUUUCUUGCAGCUUCUUGGCUUCUCCCUUGAGCUCUCUCUUCAAAAUUCCUAUUCCACUUUUUUCAAUUUGAUGACUAAACAAUCUCACAAGUACACAAAAGAAGUUGUAAUGCAAUCUAGCUAUGAUAUAAUGACAGGUUUUGAAAGAUCCUUAAUGCAAGAGAAAAACAAAUCUCUACUUUUUUCAAAACAAGACAUUGCAAAAAAAAUCAGAAGAAGUUGGAGGUUUCAUAUCAAGUCAAAUACUGCAAAACCAAAAUGAAAGAUGGUUUUAAAUGUUGUUACCUGGGCAUUGGCCUUCACUAGGAAGACCUGACUGUCAAACAUAUGUUCUUUCAUUUAUUGCUGACCAUUAACAUGAAACGUGCAACAAAAUAUAGCCUUGUAGAUGGUAGAGAUCACAAGAUCAAGUGAUCAACAAGACUGACAGGAUUAGACUAUAAGUUUAUUCCAAUUAAAAGCAACGAAGUGUUGAAUGAAGAUAACCUGUGGCGAACCACAUAUUUCCCAUUAUGAGCAAUAAUUAUAAUCAUCCAGGUGGUAAAUUUCAACAAGUUAAACACAUAGCAAUGGAAAAAUAACUAUGCAUAGCUUAGCUACGUGAUCCUCAUACAAUCAAAAUCUCGAAUCUUUCCACAAAUAUGUAUAAAUCCCACACUGGCAUAUAACCAUUUUUUAUCGGUGUAACUCUGAUUGAAUUAAUUAACAUUUCUAGAAACCAAACAAACAAAACGAAUCAAGCAGAUCUAACAUGGGUCGCGUGGAGCAAAGACUUUUCUAGAAUUUUCUAGACACUUCAAGUAGAGAUGGCUGGAUUUUUUUGGACUAUGUCAUACCUUCAUAACAAUAUGAAUAUUACAUCGAUUUGAUUUGAGACGGAUCUUAUCCCUAUCUUUUUAAAUAUCAUAUCCAAACAAAAUUUUACAUUAAUUAAAGGUUAAGCAGAACAUUUAAUUUUUUUAAAUAUGCCUGAAUUUUUAAAAACAACCUAUAAUAUGAUAUCUGAAACGUGUAUAAUUUUAGAUGUUUUUUUGAAAUUUGUAAUUUUCAUCUAACUUAUUAUAUUUUUAAUGUUUUUGUAGAUUUACUUUAUAAACUGAUUUAUUUAUGGAAGCUAAUAUGGAUCGCGAGAAAUCCGCUAUUGGAUUAUUAUUCUUAACCCGACCCGGUAAAAAUACCCGUUUAAAAGUUACGCGCCCGGGAAUAACAUCCGUUAAAUAGUCCAACGUACCUCCCCAUAUUGAUACAGUCAGUUAAUGCUAACGUUGCCGUCACAGUCACAGUUAAGCAAAACUACUCCGAUUCAAUACCAAAAAAAUCGACCGUUUAUAGACGGCGUUUGCUCACCAUAACUGCACCACCAUGACCACCGUCUACUCCGCUUCAGCCACCGUAACGGAAGGCACGAAAGUUUCCCCCCGGAGGUCGAAUAAUAACGGAAGAAAUGGAAAGCUGCGGGUGAUUUGUAGAUACGGCGGUAACAUAGUAUCUCAGCGCUACGUCGGCGGAGAUACUCGUAUCGUCGCCCUUCCCCACGCCGCGGAGACGAGCUUCGCUACGCUCGUUAGCCACCUUGCGGCUACGCUCGGAGUCUCUUACGACUUCAAGGUGAAGUACCAGCUCCCUGAUCAGGAGCUGGACUCGCUCAUCUCCGUCGCGACGGAUGAGGACGUUCAGAUCAUGAUGGAGGAGCACGGAUAUCUCACGUGCGAGCCGUCAUCGGCUCCGAAAACGCGCAUCAGAUUGUUUCUCUUCCCUUCGAAAACGAGUGAAGGCGGCGGCGCGAGUCAGGGAGGUCUGGCUCGGUGUAAAGCGGUGGCGGAUACUGAUUGGCUUGGAAGAGAAGAGUCCAAGCCUGUGCUGACUCAUCCAAAGACUGAAACGUGGUUCGUAGACGCGUUAAAGAGCGCGGAGAUGAUGCUGACUGCUGGGCGAGAUCAUAGCGGAGAUGUUAACGGACAGGAGUCUAUGACGCAGGAGACCAGUUCAAACUUAGGCUCGACGUCAUCCUCGGCUUCUUCGAGCAAUUUACCUCCGGUGAAAAGGUCCGGCGAGGGCAUUUCUCAGGUCAAAUAUUCUCCCGUAGAAUCAGUGACAAGAGAAGAAGAAGCCAGUCCUCUAAUCGCGUUUAGUUCAAGUGCCGUCCCCCAAAACUCUUCUCACGAGCUACCAACACGUCCUCAUGUUUUGGAAAACAAAUUAUCUUCAAACAUGUACGAGGCUGAGCUAAACAAACCAGUUCCAGUUCAAGUCCCAGUUACCGGGUAUCCACCAUAUCUGAACCAAGCUCAACAACAGCAUACCCAUGUCGUUUACACUGGACAGCCUUACAUUACUGGAACCGCACCUAUGACAUUGCCUGCCACAACAUACCAUCAGACAAACCACCUACAGUAUCAACUCCCGCCACAGCCAUACCCAAUCUAUUACAGUCCAGUUGAUCAGUACAGUUCAAGGCACGUUCAAGCACCCCCUGUGAAACACAACAACGUUUUAAACACCCACCAAGUUGAUUUCCCAAUGGCCCACACCAGCAUCCCUGUAGCCCCAGAGUUUUCCUCACAUGUUUACCCUCCUCCACCCAAACCCGUUUUAAACACCCACCAAGUUGAUUUCCCAAUGGUCCGCACCAGCAGCCCUCUAGCUCCAGAGUUGUACCCUCCACCCAAACCAGUUGAUCCCUCGGUACAAACAUCAAGUGAAGCUGUCCUUAGAGAUGAUCACAUCUAUAACAUUGACCACCUGGAUGACGAUACAGUUUGUGCUCAGAUUUACAAAACUCAGCCACCAGCUCCCAUAAUACCGUCUCAGUUACAAACCAUGAUGCUGACUGAAGCUCUCGGUAAGCUACGCAUCCACAAUGGUUGAGAGUAGUAAAAAACAUUUAUCAUGUUGCUGUAGUUUCAAGCAUUUGGUUUUACAGUUUUGUUUUGGUUCCCUCUCCCACGCAUGAUUCUGCUUUUUGUCUCUUUCAGUCAACGUGAUCCUUGCUUCACGCACUUUGUUGUUGUAAUACUAUAUCCCAUGAUGAUCUUAUGUCUU
Molecule: messenger RNA, 3048 nt
Organism: Brassica napus (rape)
Lineage: Eukaryota; Viridiplantae; Streptophyta; Magnoliopsida; Brassicales; Brassicaceae
Exons: 2
Coding region: 1369-2874 (501 amino acids)
Molecular function (GO): protein binding
Source: RefSeq, a predicted model, not a curated record